This is a messenger RNA of Purpureocillium lilacinum, 1245 nucleotides long. RefSeq lists its product as uncharacterized. The record is from RefSeq and is a predicted model, not a curated record. Gene Ontology annotation, biological process: tRNA wobble adenosine to inosine editing. Gene Ontology annotation, molecular function: RNA binding; tRNA-specific adenosine-37 deaminase activity. NCBI's taxonomy places the organism in Eukaryota, Fungi, Ascomycota, Sordariomycetes, Hypocreales, Ophiocordycipitaceae.
AUGACAUCCCGAGCCGACCUCAUCGCAGAUGUCGUCAUCAACCAAUUUAACAAGCUACCGACCAAGCGAAAGCCAGGCAUCCGCGACAAUGGUUUUCACGAAUGGGUGCCCCUGAGCGGCAUCGUCGCCGAGGAAGAUGGACAUCUCACUUGCAUCGCUCUUGCGACUGGCAUGAAAUGCCUCCCCACGUCAAAGCUGCCCGAGGCCAAUGGCAAUGGAAUCCACGAUUGGCACGCAGAGAUACUUGCCAUACGGACGUUCAACAGGUUUCUAUUGGACGAGUGCAGGGCGCUGAGCGCAGGCAAAGCUGGGAAUGGCUUCGGAGUGCUCGAAAGCUGCGCGUCUAAGCCUGACGCGCGUGUGUCUACAUCGCGGGCUCCGUUUCGCGUCAGGGAUGGAAUCUUGCUUCACAUGUACUGCUCCGAAGCUCCCUGCGGCGAUGCAAGCAUGGAGCUCACCAUGGCCGCGCAAGACGACGCCUCCCCCUGGCCGACUCCAGACUACGCGCCCGCAUCCGCCGCCGCCAGCAGCGACGCCACGCUCCCCGGGCGUGCCUACUUCUCGCAGCUCGGCAUCGUGCGGCGCAAGCCCGCCCGCGGAGACGCCCCUCCCACGCUCUCCAAGUCGUGCUCCGACAAGAUUGCGCUGAAGCAGUGCACGUCGCUGCUCUCCUCGCUAGCCGCGCUGCUCGUCGAUCCGAAGGGCGCGUACAUCGACAGCCUCGUGCUGCCCCUGUCGCAGUACUCGAGCACCGCGUGUGAGCGCGCGUUCGCGGCCAGUGGGCGGAUGGGGGCGGUCGCUGGGGAGAAGGGCUGGUCGGGCGGGUACGGGUUCAGGCCCUUUGCGGUGGAGACGACGACGAGAGAGUUUGGCUUCUCUCGGCGGGCGGUGCAGGCUCGCGCGGAUAAGAUCUCGCCGAGCAACCUCGCCGCGGCGUGGUCGCUCUCGGGCUUCGAGGAAUCGAUCCUGGGUGGCGUGGUGCAGGGGAGGCGGCCUUUUGACCCGCGGGGGGCGAGUCGCAUGUCACGACGGCAAAUGUGGGUACUGGCUAGAGAAGUCGCCAGCCAGCUGCGCGACCACGACGACAUCAAGCACUGUCUAGAUGGCAGAUCAUAUCAGGAGGUAAAGCACGGGCCGCUCCUGGCCACGAGGAGGGCCGUCAAAGCCGAACUCCGUGGCACCGCACUGGCCGGCUGGGUGAUCAAUGACGGAGACUCCGGCUUCGGCAUAGACGUCGGCGUAUGA